Molecule: messenger RNA, 1488 nt
Organism: Colletotrichum navitas
Lineage: Eukaryota; Fungi; Ascomycota; Sordariomycetes; Glomerellales; Glomerellaceae
Product: cytochrome P450
Exons: 5
Coding region: 1-1488 (495 amino acids)
Molecular function (GO): iron ion binding; monooxygenase activity; oxidoreductase activity, acting on paired donors, with incorporation or reduction of molecular oxygen
Source: RefSeq, a predicted model, not a curated record
AUGCCUCGUUUCGGCACCACGGCACCCAGCUUCCCAGACUUCCUUGGAUUGUCUCUAAUAAUAUAUGCCAAAUCAAACUUGGUGUUGGAUCCUCGCGAGCCACCACUCUUCAAAUCAAGGAUUCCAAUCAUCGGCCAUAUAGUGCGAAUGUGGCGCGAUGGAGGCGGCUACUACGUGGAUAUCUAUCGUCGUUUGGGCACCAAAACCCACCCUGUGACGCUGAGUAUCUUGGGCCAGAAGUUCUACUUUCUUUUGUCACCUUCCAUUGUCCAGGCAGCUUUUCGAAACAGAUACCUCACAUCAGAACGGUUCAAUGUCCAGGCCGCCACCGGUGUAGUUGGUCUCAGACCGGAACCGUUGCGCAACAUGACGUCAACGGCACUUAGGACUUUAUCAGCAGAUCUCAACGAGCUUGCUGCUUCUAGCUGUAAGGCUGGAAAGGGGCCGAUAGACCUCUACCGUUUCCUACGUGACAGGCUCGGCACCAAAACGAAUCCGGUACGCAUUAAAACUGAACUUGUACAGGACGUUUGCUAUGUGAAGUCUUCAUUUUUUUCGUCGACUUUCGACGAGGCUAUGUUCAUCCUCUUGUUCAACAUCGCCCCCACAUUCACUGCACCAGCAGGCCACAAAGCCCGCGGUCGUUUGCAAGAAGUUCUCAUCGAAUCCUUCCAAAAAUAUCCGGAUGAUUCGAGCUUCCCAGACGACGCUGCAGAACUCACGCGCAUGCGCGCACGUCUUCUGAGGAUGUACGGAGUGACUGACGUUGACGUUGGUAAUAUGGAAAUCGGCAUGUUCAACGCCGCCGUCGCAAAUACCGCGCCAAUUCUCUUUUGGAUGGUCGUCAGUAUCUUUUCCAGGCCCAAAGUUCUUGCUAAUCCGCGUGCGGAGGUCGAAAAGCUGGUCGAGGUCACCGAUUGGACGGCCACCCUGUGCGCCUCCCAGCUGACGGAUCGCAACCUCUGCCCUUACGUGGCGGCCGUGAACUACGAGGUCAUGCGGCUCUGCGACUCUGCGACCGGAACGCGUUUCGUAGAUGAGGACAUCACCCUGCCCGACGGUACGCUCCUGAAAUCUGGAGCGUUAGUCGAUAUGCCCUCGGCGGUUGCGCAUCGAAUGGAGGAGACUUGGGGAUCGCAUGAUCCCGAAGACUUCAACCCGGAACGGUCGCUCCGCCGUGUAUCCGAAAAUCGUAAUCCGAGAGAACUCAUAGUUUCGGAACCCUUAGCGCAGAGAAAGGCGUUCUGGCCGUUUGGUGGCGGCAAACAUCUCUGUCCUGGUCGGAACUUUGCCUUCGCCGAGAACAUCAUAUUCCUUGCGGCAUUAGCUGUCGGGUUUGAAGUGAAGGGUCUUGAUGUCGACACGAUACCCCAAUGCGGUUAUGCUAACCUGGCCGGGCAGAGCGUGCCGAAACCGAAGCAACCUGCCAACGUGACAUUUCGACAGAGAAAUGACUGGGAAAAUGUUAAAUGGCGACUGAUUGCAUAA